AUGCUUUCUUUAGUUUCUCCUACCAGCUGGUCCACAUCUUACCAGAUUGCCGCUACCGGUGUUGCAACUGGCAUAGCCUCCCACCUUAUAUUUUUCAUCCGAGGAGAGCAUCAUGUGAGAGCUCCGAUCAUUGCCAGAGUAUAUCUCCUUCUACUGGCCGUAGUAUCAUUCUACGGAGUUAAGACCCUCGGAUCGUCUGAAGGGUCUAGGGCGGCUGCCAUCUUGGUCGGGAGUUAUGUCGUCUCCCUUAUCACCAGCAUCGUCAUCUAUCGUAAGGCAUUCCAUAGCCUUCGAGCCUUUCCUGGCCCUUGGAUGGCUGGUGUGAGCAAGUUAUGGCAUGUAUUUCAUGUGCUCGACUCUCACAACCAUCUUUUCUUGGAUAAGAUACACGAUGAAUAUGGCAAAAUUGUUCGCACUGGUCCGACCGAGCUCACGAUCUUCUCUCCCGAGGUUCUGAAGGUUAUGGACGGCCCUGGUAAUAACUGUACCAAGGCAGUCUGGUACGACAUCUUGCUUCCACUGACAGCGUUGAACACAACUCGGGAUAAGGCGCAUCAUGAUCAACGCCGUAGAGUCUGGAACCAAGGAUUUACAAAGAAAGCUUUGGCCGAUUACGAAGACCGUGUCAAUUCGUAUGGUCAGCAACUCGAGAGCCAUAUCGCAGCUACUGCUGGAAAGCCCGUAAAUGUGUCUAAAUGGUUCUAUUUCCUCACCUUCGAUGUCAUGGGGGACUUUGCCUUCGCAAGAUCUUUUAAGAUGCUUGAAAACGAAAAGUGGCACUAUGCCGUACUUAUGUUGCGUCGAGCCCUCACUUUACUCGGACCUUUUAGUGCAGUACCAUGGUUGAUCCAAUUAGCCUUGAGUAUACCUAUAAUUCCAAUUGUACGAGACUGGAGGACGAUGAUUCAGUGGUGUUCUGACCGCAUGACUGAGCGAAUUGAAGUCGAGGUUGACAAACCAGACAUAUCAUCGUGUUUAAUCAACGCAUCCAAGGAGAAUAAUAGCAUAGAACAGGACAGGUUCUUGCUGGAUGGUGACUCGGUGGCUCUGAUCGUAGCCGGAAGCGACACUGUUGCCUCGACCUUGAUUUAUCUAUUCUACCGCCUCGCCCUAGACCCCUCUCAUGCAGAAAAGCUACGACAGGAGGCGCUCGGCGUCGACAUCUAUGAUCCGCGAGCAUUACAAGGUCUCGACCAUCUUAACGGCGUUAUCAACGAAAUCCUGCGCCUCCAUCCGUCCGUCCCAACAGGUGGGUAUCGCGAGACCCCUCCAGAAGGAGUCAUGAUUGCAGGCCAAUAUAUUCCCGGUAACAUCACAAUCGUAGCCCCACGCUACACCAUCGGCCGCUUGCCGACCUCCUUCGUGCAGCCCAACGACUUUGUCCCCGAACGCUGGUACUCGAAGCCGGAGAUGAUUCUUGACCGUCGCGCAUUCAACCCUUUCUCCAUAGGGCGCUAUACCUGCGUGGGCAAGGACCUUGCGAUCGCAGAGCUCCGCUUCGUUACCACUCUACUAGUCUCGCAGUAUAAUAUCGCCUUCGCGCCGGGAGAGAAUGGAGAGCGGUGUUGGAAGGAGAUGAGGGAUCAGUUUACGGCUGCGCCGGGGAAGUUAGAGCUUGUCUUUACGCCACGAGGGAAAAUUUGUUUUGUUUUGGAAGAUGUGAGCCUUGAGAAUAAUAUUGAGUUUAAGCAACAACUAUACCUUAGCCUUGCCGAUGAUCUUGAUGCUGUUUCGGGAAUGUUUACCAACACUCUAGCAUUGGCUGAUGAUGGUAAGAAGAUCCAGAGUAUUAUUGACUGGCAUAUCUCCUGUACUACAACUGGUACUUCUCGCAGGUUAUCAUUAGAGUAG
This is a messenger RNA of Venustampulla echinocandica, 1851 nucleotides long. RefSeq names its product Cytochrome P450. NCBI's taxonomy places the organism in Eukaryota, Fungi, Ascomycota, Leotiomycetes, Helotiales, Pleuroascaceae. Gene Ontology annotation, molecular function: oxidoreductase activity, acting on paired donors, with incorporation or reduction of molecular oxygen; monooxygenase activity; iron ion binding. The transcript is spliced from 9 exons. Bases 1 to 1851 code for a protein of 616 amino acids. The record is from RefSeq and is a predicted model, not a curated record.